AUGGUGGCUGCUCCGAACUCGGACUUCUAUGAGAUUUUGGGGGUGAAUCGGGACGCGGAUGCCGCGAACAUCCGGAAAGAAUACCGCAGGCUGGCUCUGCAGUACCACCCUGACUGCGACGGGAGCCCUGAGGGCAGCAAGCACUUCGUGGACGUGUGCCACGCGUACGACGUGCUGAGCAAUCCGGAGAGGAAGGGCAUCUAUGACCUCUUCGGCUCCGCGGGCCUCACGGACGGCGUGUACUCCAACACAGGCGAAAAGAAGGGUGGGAAUUACGUUUUCGACCCCGCGAGCGACCCGUUCAAGGUCUUCGCCAACUUCUUCGGCACGGCCAACCCCUUCCAGGCCCUGAACGACGUCUCCGCGGCGUUCGAGGACCUCGCGACCGUCCCGCAGCCCAAGCCCGGGAAGAUCAAGACGGGCGAGGUGCUCGCCUCCCUCGAGGACGUCUUCCACGGGUGCCUCAAGAAGUUCGGGCACACGCGCCGGACGCUCCGCGAGGACGGCACGAUCCAGGACAAGUUCGUCGAGCUCUGCGUCGACGUCAAGCCCGGCUCCCCGGAAGGCACGCGCUACGUCUUUGACGGCAUGGGCAACAAGCUCCCAGGGCACAGCCCGGGCCCCGCGGUCUACGUCCUGAAGCUCGCGCCGCACGACCGCUUCGAGCGCGACGGCGACGACCUCGUCUACAAGGCGGUCAUCCCGGUCAGCAAGGCGCUCUCCGGGUGCACCCUGGACAUCCUACACCUGGACGGCCGGCAACUCGCGGUGCCGGUGUUGGACGUGGCGUACCCGGGGAAGCGCACGGUCAUCAAGGGCGAGGGGCUGCCGAGGCGCGACGGGUCGGGCCGGGGGGACUUGGUGGUGGAGUUUGGUUCCAAGUUCCCGAGAUACCUGACUCAGACGCAGAAGGACAUCCUGCUCGCGGGGUUCCUGUGCCCGUCGGACGAGCGGCUGAGCGCGGAGCAGAAGAAGGCCGUGACGACGUUCUUGCGGGCGUUCCGCGACGACGUCAAGGGCUGGGCGCGGGCGCCGGCUCCGGCGGUGUGA
Molecule: messenger RNA, 1050 nt
Organism: Pedinophyceae sp. YPF-701
Lineage: Eukaryota; Viridiplantae; Chlorophyta; Pedinophyceae
Source: the annotation of a GenBank genome assembly